AGGCCGCAGCGGCGCCUGAGGGGGCUCGGCCGCCAUUUUGUGCCUCUCGCUCGGUCCGGGGCGGCCGCGCGGGCGCUGCGGCUCUGAGGGAGCGCUCGGCUCUCCUGCUUUGCAGGUCGGGGUGACGCCACCAUGGGCCGUAAGAAGAAGAAGCAGCUGAAGCCUUGGUGCUGGUACUGUAAUAGGGAUUUUGAUGAUGAGAAAAUCCUUAUACAGCAUCAAAAAGCUAAGCACUUUAAAUGCCAUAUAUGUCAUAAGAAACUCUAUACAGGACCUGGUUUAGCUAUACAUUGCAUGCAGGUACAUAAAGAAACAAUAGAUGCUGUUCCAAAUGCUAUUCCUGGAAGAACAGACAUUGAACUGGAAAUCUAUGGAAUGGAAGGCAUUCCAGAAAAAGACAUGGAGGAACGGAGGAGGCUACUUGAACAAAAAACUCAGGAGAGCCAGAAAAAGAAACAGCAAGAUGAUUCUGAUGAGUAUGAAGAUGAUGAAUCUGCAGCUUCAACUUCAUUUCAACCCCAGCAAGUUCAGCCACAGCAGGGGUACAUUCCCCCAAUGGCACAGCCAGGUUUGCCUCCUGUGCCAGGUGCACCAGGGAUGCCUCCAGGUAUACCCCCAUUAAUGGCAGGUGUUCCACCUAUGAUGCCUGGCAUGCCUCCAGUUAUGCCUGGAAUGCCACCUGGAUUACAUCAACAGAGAAAAUACAUGCAGUCAUUUUGUGGUGGAAACAUGAUGAUGCCAAUGGGUGGAAUGAUGCCUCCUGGGCCAGGAAUCCCACCUCUUAUGCCUGGUAUGCCACCAGGUAGGUCAGGGUUGUCGAACUCAUACUAUGGGAUGCCCCCUCCUGUUGGGCCUCGGCCUGGCAUGCCUCCAAUGACACAAGCACAGCCUGUUACAGCGCCGGGCAUUCUGAACCGGCCUCCAGCUCCUGCUGCAACAGCACCGACCCCACAACCUCCAGUUACUAAACCACUCUUCCCAAGUGCGGGGCAGAUGGGGACACCUGUCACAAGCUCAAGUGCAGCUUCCUCCAAUUCAGAAAGUCUCUCAGCAUCUUCUAACGCUCUGUUUCCUAGCACAGCACAAGCUGCAGCAGCUGUGCCAGGGCCAGUUGGUACUGAUUUCAAACCUUUGAAUUCUACACCCGCGACAACAACGGAACCCCCCAAACCAACAUUCCCGGCUUACACACAGUCUACAGCCUCAACCACUAGCACGACAAACAGCACUGCAGCUAAACCAGCUACAUCUAUCACAAGUAAGCCUGCUACCCUCACAACAACCAGUGCAACCAGUAAGUUGAUCCAUCCAGAUGAGGAUAUAUCACUGGAAGAGAGAAGGGCACAGUUGCCUAAAUACCAGCGCAAUCUUCCUCGACCAGGCCAGGCUGCCCUGGGUAAUCCACCAGUUGGACCAAUUGGAGGUAUGAUGCCACCACAGCCAGGAAUUCCUCCGCAACAACAAGGAAUGAGACCUCCCAUGCCACCUCAUGGUCAGUAUGGUGCUCAUCACCAGGGCAUGCCAGGAUAUCUUCCUGGAGCAAUGCCUCCAUAUGGUCAGGGACCUCCGAUGGUGCCCCCGUACCAGAGUGGACCUCCUCGCCCUCCGAUGGGAAUGAGACCGCCCGUAAUGUCGCAAGGUGGCCGCUACUGAUGCUCCUACUCACGCUCUAAUAGGUUUGGAGAUUAAACCUUUUCUCAUCUUGUGCUGUUAAUAUAGCCGAGCUUCCGUCAAUUAAGGCUUCAUUGUGACUUUAAAAAAAAUAAGUAUCUUCCCACAUGCAAGGAGCUAUUGGACAUUCUUAUUUUACAUGGGAAAAAUUAUUUGGAAUAAUAACAGGAACUUUUCCUGAUGUUGCAAUUUAUACUGUAUGGCUUCUUUUUCAUGUUUCAUCUAGGUUUUUAGAAGUGAAGUAUAGUAAAUAUGGUUCGUUAAAUUGUGAAGGCGCUGGAAUUACAUGAACAUACCACCUUAAAGGCAAGUUCUGUAAUGUUACGUUGCUAUUUGUGAAAUGAUGCCUUCACAGCACUUCAAGUGCUGUUGGACUUCCUGUCCCCAACAUAGUUUGGUGAGGGCUGUAACUGUUCCCAACCACUUGUACAUUAAAGUCUGAACUUGUAACAAUAUUUAAUGUAUUUAGAGUUCCUCCUGUUCCAGGGUUUAAGAAAACUGACCCACUAAGGUCAUGUGACUUUUCUGUACUGUUAUAAACUUCAUUGUAAUAAAAGAGGAGAAAAAUUUAUAUGCCUUUUUAUUCACGACCAGCUGUGGACAACUGCCUGAAAGGUUUGUACAGAUGCAUGCCGUGGUAGCCAUUGGUGUAAUGAACACAGUUAUUGGUGCUGUUUUGAUAAAGUCUGGAUUCCUUGUUCUAAAAAGUCACUCCUUAGCUGUAUGCCUGAGUAGACAAAGACCUGUACACUUAUUAACUGACUCCUCAAAACUGAGGCUGCAGGAGGCACAUCCUAACUCUUGGUUGUAACUUCUCUUCUUAAUGCAUAUGUUUCUUUAUUUGUGCUUUCUUGUCCUCAAUAAAUUUUAAAUGAUUUCUA
Vidua macroura (Pin-tailed whydah) is the source of this 2552-nucleotide messenger RNA. RefSeq names its product zinc finger protein 207 (gene ZNF207). NCBI's taxonomy places the organism in Eukaryota, Metazoa, Chordata, Aves, Passeriformes, Viduidae. Gene Ontology annotation, cellular component: nucleus. The record is from RefSeq and is a predicted model, not a curated record. The transcript has 12 exons. The coding region runs from base 133 to 1653 and encodes 506 amino acids.